AUGCCAAUUGAUAUGGGCUUUUCUCUCUUGCAACCACUGCUGAGUGCGGGCCACGCAGGACUCAACCGCAGUCGCCUCGUCGUGCAGCGGCAUCCAUGCAGCCACCCAAUAGAGUGUUGGCACGGCGGCGGCAGCAGACAGGGACAAGCAGCAGCAGCAGUGUUAUUGCCGUGGAUCGAAGGCGAGGCGUACUUCAUGUCUUCCUCCCAAUCCCCGCGCCCCACCGCUGCGUCAUCCUCCCUCGGCGGAGGGUCCACGGCACCUUGCGCGUCAUCAGCGGCACCAGGGAUCCUGGGUCCCGUGGCUGCGGCACCGCCACCGACCUUGUCGCUCCCGGCCUCAUCUCCUGUUGGAUUGUCCCACAACAGACGUCACACCAUCGGGAGCCACAUCGUCGCUGUCCGGAACAUCGCUCUUCUUCUCCGCCUCCUGCGGCGCACCCGCGGUGUCGCUGGGCGAAAUCACUCCGUUGCCGUCGUGGCAUCUGAGGCGACUUCCUUCUCCUCUGGCGACGGAUGCUUCUGGGGAGCAGUCGUGUCUACAUCCCUUGAUGGUUUUCCGCGGCCGGUCCCAAUGCUCUCCGCAACGGGGACAGAUGCCCCUGGCAAUCCUUGUUCAGUAUAUGCCGGUGGAACCGUCCUGCUCCACAUGCUCUCUCCUCGCCGUCCCACGGAACCAUUGGAAGUAGGCUACCACUGGUGA
Trypanosoma cruzi is the source of this 702-nucleotide messenger RNA. RefSeq lists its product as uncharacterized. Bases 1 to 702 code for a protein of 233 amino acids. The transcript has a single exon. Lineage: Eukaryota; Euglenozoa; Kinetoplastea; Trypanosomatida; Trypanosomatidae. The record is from RefSeq and is a predicted model, not a curated record.